Messenger RNA from Psilocybe cubensis, 1545 nucleotides. RefSeq lists its product as uncharacterized. NCBI's taxonomy places the organism in Eukaryota, Fungi, Basidiomycota, Agaricomycetes, Agaricales, Agrocybaceae. The transcript is spliced from 4 exons. Bases 1 to 1545 code for a protein of 514 amino acids. Gene Ontology annotation, molecular function: protein binding. The record is from RefSeq and is a predicted model, not a curated record.
AUGCCUCAUUUUCUGGCGAAAGAGAGUCGAACCCUACCUCCACUUCUACGUCUUCCAGAUGAAAUCCUAGAAGAGAUUGUCUCUGAGCUCGAUCUGCACAGGGAUUUGGUGUCUUUCGGCCUCGCAUCGCGGAUAUGCGCUGACCUGGUCUUUCCUCAGCAUACGCAGUACCGGAUACUGCGAAUGCGUCAUUCGUCUCCUAACAUCUGGGCUCACCUCGCUCGACGGGCUGAUCUCGCUCGUAACGUGAGAGAAGUGCAUAUCUGCGAGCGGUCAAAUCAUUAUGCUGCCGAUCACUAUCCCACCGCCCUACUUGACAAGCAGCUGGACGGAAAUCUGGAUAAUGCGGAGGAAAGCGUCAGGAUACGUAACCUUUGCAAGGCGCUUGGUCAUAUGCGCCGUCUGAGAACCUUUACUUGGUCAUGGAUGCACGUCCCAGGCCAACCACGACCUACCUCUCACCCCGCCCACGAGAAUGCGAUUCUUGCGAUCGUCUCCCAAUUACCUCAACUAGAGCACAUCAGCCUCCAGGGGAGAUUUGCUAUGCAUGCGUUGGCUGCUCACAUAGACACCAAAGGCAUGACAUAUCCCGGAUGGAGACUGAACAAUUUGCGGUCAUUGUCUUUGGCUGGUGAUACCUGGGCAAAACUGGGAAAUUCCAGGCACAUUUUCAACCUCUUGACGAAAUCUCCCAAUCUUGAGUAUCUGGAAGUUCCACUCGAGUUUCAUCACCUAGCAGAUUGUCAUCUACCUAGGCUGAAGCACCUUAAGCUGGUGUUGCAAGGAGGUGGAAACCUGGCGACCCUUGACCAUUCGCGAACUGUCUUCCUGAAAAAUCACCCUUCAAUCGAAGUUCUUGAUUGGUCGCCUAUUGGAAAUCCUGCAAUACCCUAUGAUUCACUUCCUAAUCUACGGUCUCUUCGCUCCAACAAACAAUUCAUCAAGGCCCUUAAUGAUCCUGACUUUAGUUCUAAAGCCGCAUUGCUGAUGACUCCUCCAUCAACUCCGGUCACCGCUACCACCAACAUCCCAUCUGAGCCAGUACCUGAGCGACCCGUCAUCACCCGAAAUAUUGAAAAUCUUGAUAUUUAUGCUCUGGAUGCGCAGAUGCUUUUGGAUCUUAAGUGUAUUGACCGAGCAGCCCUACGAAGAGUCAAUAUCCAUUUCUUCAACGAUAUAUCUAUCCUUCACGAGGUUGCGGAAGCCUUUCCUAAUAUUGAAUGGCUUUCUCUUCCAGUCAGUCACCACCCCACAGACGCUCAAUACCCGGUUCCUGUGACUAGGGAAGAAUGGUUAGACAUUCUACCUCGCUUUGCCAAACUCCGAGUAUUCCGUGGGGUUGGUCUUUGGAGCUGCGUCAAGUACGACAAGGCUUCGAUGCAUGAACUGAUUAAAGACCUUGUUCAAAUAUGCCCUCACCUUCGUGUAUUGGACCGCUUGGACAAAUAUAACAACCUUGAUAACUUUAAGGAGAUUGUUAUCACACGGGACGGCGAAGACGGCGAAAUAGUGAACUAUUCUAUCAAACCCAAGCCAUCCAGGUAA